Molecule: messenger RNA, 1403 nt
Organism: Pimephales promelas (fathead minnow)
Lineage: Eukaryota; Metazoa; Chordata; Actinopteri; Cypriniformes; Leuciscidae
Source: RefSeq, a predicted model, not a curated record
AUGAAUCUUGCUAAUUUUUCAUAUUUCACUGGCAUGUGCAACAUGACGGCAGAGUCCCAGCACUCGCCAGCCGAGGCGGCCAGUCCAGUGGUGCUGUCUCCCAACGUGAGCCUGGACUCCCCGAUACCUCUUCCUUCACCAGCGCUCAACCACCAGGCUCGAACCAAGGACGGUGUUCUCAUCAAAGCCGAGCCACGGGUCAGCAGUCCAAAUACCGAGAGGGAGGAAGUGCUUUCACUGGGUCAAACCGAAGAACAUCUGCCCGCCACUGGCAGCCGGCGGAGGAAAAGGCCAGUGCAGCGAGGUAAACCUCCCUACAGUUACAUCGCACUGAUCGCAAUGGCCAUCGCCAAUUCACCUGAGAGAAAACUCACCCUCGGCGGCAUCUAUAAGUUCAUCAUGGAACGCUUUCCUUUUUACCGCGAGAAUUCAAAGAAGUGGCAAAAUUCCAUACGGCACAACCUCACCCUCAAUGACUGUUUUGUGAAGAUCCCGCGAGAGCCCGGUAGGCCCGGCAAAGGAAACUACUGGACGCUUGACCCCGCCGCCGAGGACAUGUUCGACAACGGGAGUUUCUUGAGACGGAGGAAGCGCUUCAAGCGGACUGAUGUAAGCACAUAUCCUGGAUACAUGCAAAGCUCGAGCGCUUUCACGCCAACACCAAUGGGUAGACAGGCGUACCCCAACACCUUAUACCCGGGUGUGACGUCUGGCUACGGGUCUCAGUUGGCUGGUUCCCCGCACCCGGCGAUGCUGCAUCACUAUCAGGCAUCGGCCGGGGUCACGCAAGGCCAGCCCAGGAUGUUCAGCAUCGAUAAUAUUAUUAGUCAGCAGACAAUGAUGCAAAGCGGAGGAGAUCUCAACGCACAGUCUCUCGGCAUGGGAGACUUGGGUGCCAUGACCUCCAGCUGUUCCGUGUCAAACUCUGACCCGACCUGCUUUCAGACGCAACAGAUCAAUCCAACGAGCAACAUGCUGAGCAGGAACACGGGAUCUCUUGCUUCAAACAUGACAACCAGUUACACGUAUCCCUCCUCGGCUUCGCCUACUCACCUGUCCGGGGUCACGCAGUCCAGCUUCUCUCCGGGAGGUUCACAGGUGUACUGUUCGGGGAACAGGAUUUCUCUGCCCCCUGUGCGUUCGGGCUCGUGUGCAGAUCAUACAGAAUCUCUUUUAGCUCUCUCCGGACCAGCAAUGAACUCCUACAAUAAUUCAUAUAUGAGACAAGCCAAUUUUGCCUCAGGACUGGAGCGAUACAUGUGAAAACUUCUGCACUGUAUGAUAAUCUUCCACUGAAUGCAGUGGCCCCGAGAUUGAGUUCAUAUUCCUGUUGAUUUAUGUAAAAAACGUUUUGUAGAUAACGUGUGACUGAAUUAACUAGUUUUUGGUAGGCUGUAUGUGUG